This is a messenger RNA of Triticum aestivum (bread wheat), 1571 nucleotides long. RefSeq lists its product as uncharacterized. Lineage: Eukaryota; Viridiplantae; Streptophyta; Magnoliopsida; Poales; Poaceae. Bases 292 to 1209 code for a protein of 305 amino acids. The record is from RefSeq and is a predicted model, not a curated record. The transcript has 3 exons.
GACGGAGGAGAUAAUGCCGCAACAACAGGGUCGGAGACGAAGGAAACAUACCCUGAUGCAGCUGUCGUCGUCGCCUCACCGGGCUACUGUAGCGAGCCUGUGUGGGCCGGGCCGGGAAAACGGCCUGCAGGCCCACCUUCUGCCCACAGCCCGGGACGGCGACCUUGAAAUACCUAGCUUUGGCGCCCAGCGUAACCGCCUCAACCAACAGCUUUCGCCUCGCCGUCGCCGGAGCCCCAGCAAACCAAGAACCUCUCAUCCCCACCGCCCUCCACCGCCGGAGACCGACAGAUGGACCAGUUCCCAGACUGGCACCACGUGCGGCUGCGGAACCGCGCGCUCGGCGGGUACCUCCACGCCGCCGACGACGGGGAGAGCGUCGUCCUCCGCCGUGGGCGCGCCUCGCUGAACGCGGUGUGGGCGGUGCACCUCCGCCCCGACGGAGGCCGCGGCGUGCACCUGCUCCUUCACAGCGCCGCCUACGGCCGCUACCUCGCCAGCACGGCCGCGCCGGCGCCGCCCGGCCACCGCGGCUCCCGCGCCGGGCAGCGCGACUACGACCAUCCGGUGGUUCCGGACAUCAUGUGGGAGGUCGUCAGGGCGGGCUCCCAGGGCGACGUCCUGCUCCGCACCGUCGGUGGCCGCUACCUCCGCGCCAACGGCAGGUACCGCCGCUGGAACACCGGCGUCAGCGUCGACGGCGACUACAUCAGCACCAUGGCGCGCUGGGCCGUCGAGCGCAUUCCCCGCAGAGAGGCCGCUCCCGACCUUCCACCCCCGAUUCCGAUCCGCGUGCUGGGACGCUUCUCCGGGAUCAUCUUCGGGCCGCCAGAGCGAGAGGCAUGGCGGACGAUCCGGUUCUUCACCGAGAACGGCUUUUCCCAGGGGUUGUACCCGGAGAACGGCUGGAACGUGUUCCCGUUCCUCGGGAGGUCCGUCUUCCACCUGAACGAGGAACUGGACAUACGCGUCGGCGUCCUCAACGGGAGACCUGCCCCGCGGCUUCGUCAUGUGGUGCCUUCUUUCGGAGAGGCGGACCUGCCCGACGGCUUCAUCAUGUGCGUCCCAGCCGGCCGCCACGGGAGGCUCACCCCGCUCGUCAUCGACCUGCCCCGCGGCGGCGACGGCGAGACCCUCGAGAUUAUCGUGGCGCUCUCCGGGACCCAAGUCUAUCAUGAGCUGCGACACCCGGAUGUUGACGCAGCGUAGAGAAAGAUCAAAACAGGACUCCUGAAAGUUCACCUGUUCACAAGUUUCGCCGCCUCGGAUACAAUGACAGCAGAACUGGACACCUACUUUUGCCUAUAGGUAGAUAAUAUAGGCUGAGAAAACUCGGCAAUACUCGUGUUUCUUCUGCCUGUUAAAUUUUCUCUGUUCCUCAGGCAGGGCAGGGGUAACCCCUGUCACUUUUUGACCUCCGAUGUCUGAACAAUUUUGUAGUGAUGCUCGUCGUAGUAGUCGCUGCUGUAGUGUCGCUCUUCUGACAUUCAUCCCUGUGAUGUGAUUGCCACUGCUUAGUAGACGAUGCAUUUCACUGAAGGGUUUCCUGCAAUGAGUUGAUGAUCCUGCAA